Molecule: messenger RNA, 740 nt
Organism: Telopea speciosissima
Lineage: Eukaryota; Viridiplantae; Streptophyta; Magnoliopsida; Proteales; Proteaceae
Product: two-component response regulator ARR2-like
Exons: 2
Coding region: 147-644 (165 amino acids)
Biological process (GO): cytokinin-activated signaling pathway; phosphorelay signal transduction system
Source: RefSeq, a predicted model, not a curated record
AAAUACUUAAUGGCUAUUUUCUUCCUUGUGAACUCCCUCCUUAAAGACUUCAUAUCUUGUUCCCAUUUUCAGUUGUCCCUGUUAAACAUGCAUCCAAUGCUUUGGCCAUUCUUCGGGAAAGACCAGGAGGAUUUGAUAUCAUUCUAAUGGCUCUUGACAUGCUUGAGAUGGAUGGAAUUGCCCUCCUUAAGCGCAUUGAGGUUGAAUUUAAGAUACCUGUUGUUAUGAUGUCUGCCAAUGAUAAAGAGGUUAUUGCCUCAAGAUGUUUGGAAAGCGGCGCUACAUUUUAUCUUACAAAACCUUUAACUAUAAGUAAUCUUAGUGACCUUUGGCAGUAUGUAUACCUGAAGAAACGCAAUGAAAGAAUGGUACUUGAGGAAAUAUGUAGUGAUUUAGAAUUACGAACACUUGAAAAGGUAUCGAAGGGAGAUAUUGAGUCUGAAUCCUCCGUUAAUGAAAGCAAUUGGAGGAGACAAGAAUCGUGGAAAAAAUCUUCCAAAAAGAAGAAUCAAAACGAGGGGGGAAAUAAAGAAGAUAAUGUUACAAAAAAGAUGUCAAUGGUGGUUUGGACAAAUGGGCUUCAUAACAAGUUCUUGGAUGCCAUCGACCAAAUAGGUCUUCAUAGUAAGAAAUUUCUUUCUUAAGAGUUCAAAGCAUCUCACUCACUUACGUAUAUCAUAUUUAUUUGGAUUUGUUUUCACUGACCCUUUUUUGUUUUGGUUAUAUUUUUCUAUUCUAGG